CAACAAUGUUAUAACAAAACUAUUAUUCGUGACAGUCCUCAUUGUCAAAAACAUUUGUAAUUAAGUAAGAACCAAUUAGUGAUAAUAAAAUAAUUAAAGUAAACUAGUGUAUAAUGACAUCCAUAGAAGUAAAAGAAGUUAUUGAACAUCCAAUUAAACUGAGGGUUAUGCGUCUUGGUAAGCCAGUUAUGUGUAACUCUAAAGUAAUAGCUUGUGAUCCUGAAGAUUUACCGGGAACCAUAUUAAAUGAGCAAUUAAAAAAUGAUGUUACAUCAUUAUCAAACUCUGAAACAUUAGCAGCUGGGUCAUUUUUAAUGGUUCCAAAUGUUUUAGAAAAUUUGUAUCUUGGAGAAACAUUCCUAUGUUAUGUAUAUUUAAAGAAUGAAAGUGCACAAACUAUUUAUGAUAUUGUAUUAAAAGCAGAAAUAGAUACAGCUACAUCACAUAUACCAAUUUUAGGUCCUAAAACUUUUUCUAAAUUAGAUCCUUAUGCUUCUAUUGAUGUUAUUGUUAAACAUGAAGUCAAAGAACACGGAAGUGUCAAUAAAUUAAUUUGUCAAGUGGAGUAUGAUAGAAAACAUUCAUUUGAAACUAUUUUUAGCUACAGAGUUCCAAAACCACUUGAUCUAAAAACUAAAUUUUAUAAUACUGUGACUGAUGAAGUUUAUCUUGAAGUACAAGUACAAAAUAUAAUGUCUACUCCAAUUACUUUAGAGAAAUUUAACUUAGAACCUUCUGUUGGAUAUAAUGUCCAUUCAAUGAACCAAUUAUUGGAAACUCCUUACAAUAAAUCUGUAUUUGGAGAUUUAGAUUUGUUGGAUGUAAAAGAAACUAGACAGUACAUGUAUAGGCUGUGUUAUGAUCAAAAUUCUGAAAAGCAACCAUCAAGAACAAACAAUCUUGGCAAAUUAGAUAUUUUAUGGAGAUCUAAUAUGGGAACCAAAGGUCAAAUACAGUCAAGUCCUUUAGUUCGCCAGAUUCCAGAAUUGGAUGAUAUUACAUUUUCGCUUACACAGUUACCAGAGAUGGUAUUAUGCGAAGAACAAUUUAACUUUAGUUGCUCAAUUAAAAACAAUAGAAAUAGAGAUAUGCAACUUAUAGUUGAAGUAAAUGAUGAAGAAAAUAAUAAUCUUGCUUGGACCAUGAUCUCUGGUAUGUGUUUGGGACUAGUACCUCCAUAUGCAUCAACCAAAGCAGUAUUUUCUAUGGUUGCAUUAAAUCAUGGACUUCAGGGAUUAAAAUUAAAGAGUUGUUAUUAAAUAGAACAUACACAUACAAUAACUUUGGUCAUGUAUUUGUGGCUCAAAAUUUAUGAACUUCUGAUUAUACUUCAAUAAAAAGUAUCUAAAUUUCUGUGAUAUUUCAUUAUAAUUUUAGAUUUUAAUUGAAAUUUAAUGUAUUAUUUUAAAUUUAUUUUGUUAAUUUUUAAUAUUUAUUUUAUAACAGACAGUAUACAAUAAGUAUGUGUAAAAUAUAUAUACAUACGUUUAUAUUUAAUUA
This is a messenger RNA of Daktulosphaira vitifoliae (grape phylloxera), 1500 nucleotides long. RefSeq names its product trafficking protein particle complex subunit 13. Gene Ontology annotation, cellular component: TRAPPIII protein complex. The record is from RefSeq and is a predicted model, not a curated record. Lineage: Eukaryota; Metazoa; Arthropoda; Insecta; Hemiptera; Phylloxeridae. The coding region runs from base 114 to 1259 and encodes 381 amino acids. The transcript has 9 exons.